CUCGCGAUAAGCACACUACUAAUAUCCAAGGUGAAUGCGAUGCAGUGAAACUUAUACAAAAAUGAAGGGGGAAUUAGAAAAUAACGUCGCUAACGCCAAAACGAUGGGGUCCCUAUUCCGGAGCGCCGAAAUGACGCUCUGCCAGCUCUUCUUGCAGAGCGAGGCGGCAUAUGCUUGUGUGUCGGAGCUGGGGGAGUUGGGUCUUGUGCAAUUCAGAGAUCUCAACCCGGACGUGAACGUGUUCCAAAGGAAGUUCGUCAACGAGGUGAGACGAUGCGACGAGAUGGAGAGGAAGCUGCGGUAUCUGGAGAAGGAGAUCAAGAAGGAUUUGAUUCCCAUGUUGGACACGGGGGAGAAUCCGGAGGCGCCGCAACCAAGGGAAAUGAUUGACCUGGAGGCCACUUUUGAGAAGUUGGAGAAUGAACUGAGGGAGGUCAACCAAAAUGCUGAGGCACUGAAGAGAAAUUUCUUGGAACUGACUGAGCUGAAACAGAUCCUUCGUAAAACUCAAGUCUUCUUCGAUGAGCACGAGGGGGGCGUAAACCCUACUGAGUCUAUGACCAGGGCCCUCAUUAGUGACGACUCUAUUGCCCGACAAAGCACCCUCGGCCCCGUGCAAUUGGGUUUUCCGGAAAAACACUUUGAACCAGAGGAGUUCUUGCCAUGCUUUGUCGCCGGCGUCAUACUACGAGAAAGGAUCCCUGCAUUCGAACGCAUGCUGUGGCGUGCCUGUCGCGGCAACGUAUUCCUCCGGCAAGCUGAAAUCGAAACGCCCUUAGAGGACCCCUCCACCGUAAGUGGAGACAAUGUAUACAAAUCGGUUUUCAUCAUCUUCUUCCAAGGUGACCAGCUCAAGACAAGGGUAAAGAAGAUUUGCGAGGGUUUCAGAGCUACUUUGUACCCAUGUCCUGAAGCGCCCGCUGAUCGCAGGGAAAUGGCGAUGGGCGUGAUGACCCGCAUUGAAGAUCUCAACACUGUUUUGGGCCAAACUCAAGACCAUCGUCAUAGAGUGUUGGUGGCAGCCGCCAAGAACAUUAAGAACUGGUUCGUGAAAGUCAGGAAAAUCAAAGCCAUUUACCACACUCUGAAUCUGUUCAAUUUGGAUGUUACUCAGAAAUGUCUCAUCGCUGAGUGUUGGGUCCCAGUUUUGGAUCUAGAGAACAUCCAAUUGGCUCUCAGAAGGGGAACGGAGAGAAGCGGCAGUUCAGUUCCUCCGAUUCUAAAUCGUAUGGACACCCUGGAAGAUCCGCCAACUUACAACCAUACGAACAAAUUCACUUCUGCUUUCCAAACCCUAAUUGAUUCCUACGGUAUCGCAUCGUAUCGUGAAAUGAAUCCAGCCCCUUACACUAUUAUUACUUUCCCAUUCUUGUUCGCCGUUAUGUUCGGCGAUUUGGGACACGGUUCUCUCAUGAUGCUGUUCGGUCUUUGGAUGAUACUUAAGGAGAAGCCGCUCAUGGCAAAGAAAUCCGAUAACGAAAUUUGGAACAUAUUCUUUGGUGGACGUUACAUUAUCUUCCUGAUGGGCGCGUUCUCUAUGUACACUGGAUUAGUAUACAACGAUAUGUUCGCCAAAUCGCUGAAUAUAUUCGGCUCAUCGUGGAAGGUAAAUAACAUAAGUAGCCGUGAUGCAGUCAAAUUGUCAGGUUACUACAUGCUUGACCCGGCGGACGGCAAAGGAGAGUUCCUAGGCUACCCCUAUCCUAUAGGAAUGGAUCCGGUGUGGCAGCUGGCUAGCAACAAAAUCAUCUUUCAGAAUUCGUUCAAAAUGAAGAUUUCCAUCAUUUUGGGCAUCACACACAUGUUAUUCGGCGUUGCCAUGAGUCUUUUCAAUCACAUGUACUUCAAAAAUACCCUCAGCAUUGUAUGCGAAUUCAUUCCCCAAGUUAUCUUCCUGGUGUUCCUCUUCUUCUACAUGGUCAUGCUCAUGUUUAUCAAAUGGUUCAUGUACUGGGCUACUAAUGACGAGAAACUAAUCACCCAAAGUACCCGAUGUGCGCCCUCCAUCCUCAUCACUUUCAUCAACAUGAUGCUCAACAAGAACACCCCGUACGAGGACAAGUGCGAGACUCCGUACAUGUACGCGGGCCAGGGCGGCUUCCAAAAACUGCUCGUCUUCUGCGCGCUGAUCUGCGUGCCGUGGAUGCUGCUGGCGAAGCCGCUGAUCAUAAUGCGCAAUCGCAAACGGCAGGCGCAGUUCAGCGCCGGUCACCAGCAAAUCACGACCACCGAGAACGGCGGAGCUGAUGGCGAACUGCCGCUGCACAACAACACGGCCCAACCGCCUGCCCAUGGGGGCGGACACGGUGCCCAUGACAACGAGCCGAUGGGAGAGAUCUUCAUCCAUCAAGGCAUCCACACCAUCGAGUACGUGCUCGGUUCUGUCUCUCACACCGCCUCGUAUCUUCGUUUGUGGGCCUUGUCUCUCGCUCAUGCUCAAUUGUCUGAAGUGUUGUGGAACAUGGUCCUGAACAAAGGAUUAGGCGUAGAAGGCUGGUUUGGUGGUAUAUUCCUGUACAUCAUCUUCGCUUUCUGGUCUUGUCUAACCAUCUCUAUUUUGGUACUCAUGGAGGGUUUAUCUGCCUUCUUGCACACUCUGCGUUUGCAUUGGGUCGAGUUCCAGAGCAAGUUCUAUUUAGGUGCUGGUUACGCAUUCCAACCAUUCUCGUUUGAGAAUAUAUUAGAUUCCGCUUCUGCAGCAAAGGAAGAAUAAGUAAAUUAAUUAAUUUAAUAAACACCCAUAAUUAAAUCAUUCAAUUGUGACAGAAUAUUUUUAUUUAAUUUUUUUAUUUGUUAAAUAGAUAAACUAUCUCAACCAUAUUGUGUUUUUAUAUUUCACGUAGAAAUAAAUGUUUUAGAGUUAA
Molecule: messenger RNA, 2864 nt
Organism: Aethina tumida (small hive beetle)
Lineage: Eukaryota; Metazoa; Arthropoda; Insecta; Coleoptera; Nitidulidae
Gene: Vha100-1
Product: V-type proton ATPase 116 kDa subunit a 1
Exons: 15
Coding region: 35-2713 (892 amino acids)
Biological process (GO): proton transmembrane transport; vacuolar acidification
Cellular component (GO): vacuolar proton-transporting V-type ATPase, V0 domain; plasma membrane; vacuolar proton-transporting V-type ATPase complex
Molecular function (GO): proton-transporting ATPase activity, rotational mechanism; ATPase binding
Source: RefSeq, a predicted model, not a curated record